This is a messenger RNA of Paramacrobiotus metropolitanus, 2941 nucleotides long. Its product is annotated as transcription factor GATA-4-like. Gene Ontology annotation, cellular component: nucleus. The transcript has 9 exons. Bases 610 to 2283 code for a protein of 557 amino acids. NCBI's taxonomy places the organism in Eukaryota, Metazoa, Tardigrada, Eutardigrada, Parachela, Macrobiotidae. The record is from RefSeq and is a predicted model, not a curated record. Gene Ontology annotation, biological process: negative regulation of transcription by RNA polymerase II; positive regulation of transcription by RNA polymerase II; cell fate commitment. Gene Ontology annotation, molecular function: DNA-binding transcription factor activity, RNA polymerase II-specific; RNA polymerase II cis-regulatory region sequence-specific DNA binding; zinc ion binding.
GUCACGAUUUACUGCUCUCCCUUAUUCACAGAGUAGACCACUCCUUAUUCCGGUCAUGUGCCGGGUUACUCAAUAUACGCAGCGGACACAUAUUCCCGGUCCGGCGUUGCGCGUGGGCGUAAUCUAAAACGGUAGCGGAUCCGCCAAACGGCAGCCGUGGCCGACGUACGCGUUUCUUAUUCGUCCAUCUGUAUUUACGAAAUCAGAAAUGUUUUGUUAUACUUUGGGGUGAGAUAUAGUGUUAGAUGAAUUAAGUACUGCGCUAUCUUUCGUCGCUCAUCCAAAUCUCAUCACAUCUCGUCCAGCCAUAACGAACAACAGUUAAGAUCCGAUCGCAUCGCCGUCGAAUAUCGUGCUACAACAUUCUUUCUGCCUUUAAAAUUAACGGGAGAUCUAGCAAUUUUACAGCUUGCAAUCUGUAUAUAUUCAUCUUGCCGUAUAUUUGGCUUCGCCGGCUACGCGUAACGACCUCCAUAUCUCUACGAGGUUAUUUUAAUCAUAUGGUAUCUGGUUCGGCACGCAAAUUUUACUGGCAAUCAAGUAUCCUAUCUCAAUCUUCACAAGAUCCGCGAUAGCAUAUUAUCAGAAAACACUGCUCUUCCUGGUGAAAUGGAUCGUUGGUACGCGGACAACUAUCAGCAGAGCGGUAUGUCAAUGCAUGGCGCGCCGCUGAACAUGGACCCCGACCUGAUGAGCGAAAUGUACUCCUUUUCCCAUCCCGGUUUGGAUCAGAAUUAUCUGCGCUUCAACACACACGCCAUGCAUUCUGCCGGUUAUCGCUCUUGCGUUCCGAGUGAGUCAUAUCAAGCCUUUUCAACAACCCAUCAUGUAUAUCCCACUUCAUUCCAUUCCCCGGCGUCCACCUUGAAUCCAUAUUUUUCCCCGGACAGCAAGCCCACGUAUCCCAACACUUCGUGCAUGAUGUCGGCUGCCGGCACUUCGGUGUGGGCCUGUCCCAGUGUAGGUUACGCCACCAAACCUCAUUCCUCCCCCACCCACAUCAGCCCGCAGACCUCGGUUAUCCAGACGGCCGGUACCGUGCCGAAACUGCACACCCACAAGACCGCCAGCGAUAUUCCAUCCCGUGCGGACGAUGCCAAAGUGAAGAGCGAAGACGAGCCCAAUUCCGGGGACAUUGACCGCCACAAAGAGGGCAGUCCCCUUCUCGACAAGAUGCCGGAAUCCCAGGAGGAUGACGCUGAGCAGGUUAGCCGGCUGGCGCCGAUGGAUGCCGGCACAGCAGCGGACACGGGCCUGUCGCCGGCGGAGCAGCAAGACACAACAUCAACACAGGGAUCGAAUAUCCUCGCAGCAUCCCUGCAGGCGGCUGAAGGAGGGCUUGUAGUUGUCGGCGGAUCAGAAGACGAACAAGGUGGUAUACCGGUGGCCGCGUCGGAUGAGGCCAGUAUGUCCUACGAGCACGAUAAUGUCCAGUCACAUUCCCAGCGGAUUUCGCAUAUUCCAUUGCGACAUUCACCUUAUGCGGCACAAUCGGCCAGUUCACUGCGCUACAUGCCCAAUUAUCCUACCCCUGAGAGCAAUAAUGCCGUACCGACGCCAAACAUCAACUCAACCAGUCAAAAUAGUCGCCGAGGUCGUGGCAGGACAGUAUCGGAAGGCCGACAAUGUGUCAAUUGUGGUUGCGAGCAGACACCGCUUUGGCGUCGCGACGGGAAUGGACAAUACUUGUGUAAUGCAUGUGGACUUUACCAUAAAAUGAAUGGCUCAAGUCGGCCGUUGAUCAAGCCGAAACGUCGCUUGGUGGCAUCCAAACGCACAGGAACGGCGUGCGCCAACUGCAAAACCGACAAAACCACCUUGUGGCGCAGAGAUUCCAAAGGCAAUCCGGUCUGCAAUGCUUGUGGUCUCUACUUCAAACUGCAUGGGGUGAGCCGACCAAUUACCAUGAAGAAAGACGGCAUCCAGACCCGUAACCGGAAAUUGUCGUCGAAGAGCAAGAAGGGAUUAGUGCGGAGUGGAAUGAAUAUUGAGCUAAUGAAGCCGUUGCACGCGUUUGACAAGUCACAGUUCCGCUUCUCCGCCGUGCCGACUCUCAGUCAUACCGCGCCGCAUUCCAUGAUGGCCUAUCCGGGCAAUAUGCCGACCUAUCCCUACGGCAUCCACGGUCUGACCCAUGUGCAGCAUCCCAGCCAGAUCCAGAGCAAUUUGGACCAUUUAAGCGCCCAGACCAGCAUGCUACAGAAUCCGCAGGCCACCUUCUCCGGUUUUGCUGGACAGAAUAUGACAGUUUUAACCUCGGACCAUUUCCUUGCAGGCCUCUAAAUGUGUGUUCCUAAUGGUAAUCGCACAUCCCAUGACACAUGAGAUUUUUGCUCAAUCCUGAACGACAAUGACGACGUAAAUUGUCUCGCUGUGUGUGCUUCCCGUUUUCCCGUGGGGAUGCGUUAUUCUCUGACCGGUUCCUAUCUGUUUGGAUGCCGCCGUGGUGUCGGCAGUGUAUCCCGCUUUCGUUUUUUCCGGGGUUUUUGUUUCCACGUUGAUUGACAUGGACGAAGUGCGCAAAGCCGGAAACAAGACUGCAGGCCGUUGAUUAUUGGUGGUUAGAUUCGUUAUAUAUGUGGGUGUGUUUUCUCUUUGUUCGCAAUACUCUUGCCUAGAUAGUUGUUAAUAUGGCACAUUUGCUCUAUAUCGACGAUGGGUUAUAGAUUUCUUUUUUCACUUUGUUUUUAACCUGAUUUUAUACCUUAUUGGAGUGUAGUUUUCUAUGUCGAUUGUUGAUGUUGUAAAGUCCACUUCGUUGGUUGGUGAACUUGCACAGUGGACCGUUUUGCAAAAAGACGGAUAGUGUUUUUUAGUGUUUUCCUAUUGUCUUCCAAAGUGUUUGACGAUGGUUAUAUUUUUUGGCUUUCACUGUACGGGUUAGUUGUUCUAUUCCUGCUGUUGAUAUAUAUUUACACUGUUAAAUUUUGGGACAAAUCUG